AUGUCCCGGCUGCGCCUCUGGCUCCUCCUUACCUGGCAACCGUUGUGGCUUUUGGUUCAGGCAGCUCAGUCUCUGGAGUGGGCCCAGGGCCCUGUCCAGUUGACCUCGGACCCCCCAGGGCUGACUGAGCCCUGGUCUUCACACUCCUCUGACUUCCCGCCCGAAUCGCCCCAUGCACUCACACCCGUGGCAGAGCCGGGGGUUUUUAAUUACUUGACUUCCUCCUCUCCAGACCACAUGUUGGCCCUGCCUCAUGAGGAUCUGAGUGAGACUCUGGUUCCAUACCUGGACUCGGAUUCAGCUGGAGAGCUGUUGGCAGAGCCAGAUAAGUUUGCUAUUCUACACGAGGAUCUGGAUGACAAGCUAACCCAGCAUCAAAAGCUCCCAGCAGCAGUUCCAGUGCUAGAUUGGGAUCAGAAUCAAGCCUUGGUUCUGCCUCCUCAACACAAAAGUAAGGCUAAAACUGUAGGUCUAGAUCAGGCUGAAAAUCACCAAUCAUUUGAAAUACUUGUUCCACCUCUAGGUAGUAAGAGCUCAAAACCAACGAAGUUUAUUGUUUCACCCUCAAACCUGAAGAAAGAUCUUGUUAAGCAUCGACCUCUUGCCAAAGUUGUUGUUGGAACUACAAGACAACUUGGAAAAAAAAAUCAGGGUCUAGAAGAACUGCAGGAUGAUUAUUUAGAUUCCAAUAUGGAUGCCUUUUAUCCUGAGGAGAGCCUACCUACGGAUUUUCUGGGGAGCCCAGAUCAACCUCCAGAGCCCCCUGAGGUUGAAAUUUCUUCAUCUCAGCAGGCGUACCACACUCGCCGACCAUUGCCCACCGAGCAGUUGGAAUCUUUAUCCCAACAAGAGUCGCCUGAGGAGGCUGAAUCUUUUUCAUCCCAGGAGGAGGCCCAGGCUCAGCAUCUGGAGCCCACUGAAGAGGUAGAACCACCUCUACUUCAACAGGAGGCUCUGUCUCAGCCUUCAGAGGCCCCUGAGGAAGUAGAAACCUCAAGCCCUGAGGAGGCCCUAGCCCAGCCUUUGGAGACACCUAAGGAGACUGUAGCUCGACCAGUAGCACAUCAUAAAGUUCAGCAGUCACGCUUGCACAAUGUCACUGUUAAACCUCUGGAUCUGGUGCUUACCUUGACUCCAGAGGUCACUAAAGAGGUGGAACCUUCUCCAGUCCAGCAGGAGGUCCUAUCUCAGCCUCUAGAGCACUUUGAGGAGGUUGAACCUCUUCCAGCCCAACAGGAGGGCCCAUCUGAGUUUCCAGAGCAACAGGAAGGGGUUGAAACUCCAGUCCAGCCGGAGGACCUAUCUCAGCCUGCAAAGCACCCUGAGACAGUUGCAUCUGUGCUCCAUCAAGAGACCCCAACUCAAGCUCCAGGGUUCCCUACUGAGUAUGUACUCCAAAUUCCAAUUAGCGACGAGGUAAUAGUUCAACAUGGCAUUCAACAUCAGGUUCAUUCAGACCUGCGCAAUGUUACAUUUCAACCUCAUAAUUUGAAACUUGCCAUCACUCCUACAAUCAUUAAGAAAAGUAAAUUUCCUGCAACUCAGCAGAAGCCUCCAGAGACCCUGGGGGAGGUUGAACUUUCAAGUGAGCGGGAGCAACCAGCUCAGCCUUCUGAGCUUACUGGGGAAGUUGAAGCUAUUCCAAGCCAGCAGGAGACCACAGGCCAGAACCCCGAGGAAGUGGAGCCUUCUUCAAGUGAACAGGAGCAACUAACUCAGCCUUCUGAGCCUACUGGGGAAGUUGAACCCUCUCUCACCCAGCAGGAGACCCUGACUCAGCUGUCAGACUCUUUUGGACAUGAGCAACCAGCUCAGCCUCCAAAGGACACCAACGAUGCUGCUACUCAACCUUUAGUAGAGAAUGAGAAUGUAGGAUCUUCUCCAAACCAAGAGGAGUUCCCAGCCCCACCCCUUAAAGAGAUAGAACCUUCUCCAGCCCAGCAGGGCUCCCCAUCUCAGCCUCCAGUGCCACCUACAGAGGUUGUAGCACAAGCUCCAAUGCUUUAUGAAGUGACAGUUUCAACACCAGGACAGGAUCAGACUCAUCAUUCAAACUUAACCAGUGCCACCAUCAAACCUUUGGCCCAGAAGCCUACCAUAACUCCAGAACCUUCUACACCCCUGGAGGCGACAAUUCCUAAUCCAGAGCAGGUUCAGGUUCAACAUCCAACCUUGACUGAGGUCACAGUUCAACCUUUGGACCUUGAACUGAGCAUAAAGCCAGAGCCUACCAAGGAGGAAGAACCUUCUCCAACCAUGCAGGAGCUACCACCUCAGCCUGUAGAGCCACCUAAGGAGGUUGUGGCUGAUUCAACUCCAGGCCAGUAUCAAGCUCAGAAUCCAACACUGCCGAGCAUCACAGUUCAGCCUCUCAACCCGGAGCCUACUGUAACUCCAGAGCCUACUGUAGAAGUUGAAUCUUCUACAGCUCUUCGCCCCAAACCCCCUGAGGUGACACUUCCAAAUCCAGAGCAAGUUCAGUCUCAAUUGACAGAAUUCAAAUUUAAACCUUUGGACCUGGAACUUACCAUAACUCCAGAAUCUACGAAUGAGGCUGAAUCUUCUGCAGCCAUGCAGGAGACCCCAGCUCAGCAUCCAGUGCAGCAAGAGGUGACUGUUCCAAUGCCAGCUCAGAGCCAACUGCUGCCCAGUGUCACAGUUCAACCAUCGGGCCAGAGGCCUAACACAACUCCAGAACCUACGACAGAGGCUGAAUAUUCCACAGGCCUACAGCAGACUGCAGCUAUUCCACCAUACCCCGAGUUAACACAGCCACAUCCAAAGCCAGUUCAGUCUCAGCGCCCAGCCUUGAGUGGGGUCACCUUCCAAUCUUUGGACCUGGAACUUACACUAACUCCGGAAUCCACUGUGGAGGUUGAACCUUCUCCAACUGCACAGCAGACCCAAGCUCAGCCUCCGGACCUGGAGCUUACCGUAACUCCAGAGCCUGCUACAUCUGAACAUUCUACUGCCCUGCCACAGACCACAGCUCCUCCUCCAGAACAGCCUGAGGGGACAGUUGCCCAGCCAAACCUGACUGAAGUCACGAUUCAGCCUAUGGACGUGGAAGUUAACGUUACCGCAGUGAAUAAUACGGAGGCUGAACCUCCUCCAACCCUUCAGGAGACCCCAAGCAAGGAUCAAAGAAAGAAGCAACCAGUACAGAAUGCCACCACAACCAUCAAUGUAUGUAAGCUCUGUACCUGCAAAGACGAGACGCUGUCAUGUGUUGGUCUGAGUGCAAAGCAGAAGCUCCACAGAGUGCCUGAGCCAGGGCCCAACUCCUACAAUGGCACCUUCACCAUCUUAAAUUUCCAAGGAAACUAUAUUUCUUACAUUGAUGAAAAUAUAUGGAAGGCAUACCGUUGGGCUGAGAAACUAAUUCUCAGUGAAAAUUCUUUGACUGAAUUACACAAGGACUCAUUUGAAGGCUUGCUAUCCCUCCAAUAUUUAGAUUUAUCCUGCAAUAAAAUACAGUCUAUUGAAAGACGUUCAUUUGAACCACUUCCUUUUUUGCAGUUUAUAAAUCUUGGUUGCAAUUUACUCACAGAACUGAGCUUUGGAACAUUUCAGGCCUGGCAUGGAAUGCAGUUUUUACACAAGUUAAUUCUCAAUCGUAAUCCUUUGACAGCAGUGGAAGAUUCGUAUCUUUUUAAAUUGCCAGCAUUAAAAUAUUUAGACAUGGGAACAACACAAGUGUCACUCACAACAAUUGAAAGCAUUCUCAUGAUGACCCUUGAAUUGGAAACACUGAUCUUACCUAUCCGAAUGGCCUGCUGCCUCUGCCAAUUUAAAAAUACUAUUGAGGUUGUCUGCAAGACAGUCAAACUGCACUGUGACAGUGAUUGCCUGACAAACGUCACAUUUUGUGAUGAGAACGCAUCCAUAGGGAGUGCAGAAGGGUCGUUCAUGAAGGUGUUACAGGCCCGGAAGAAGAGCACCAGCACAGAGCUGACCAUUGAGCCCGAGAGGGCGUCCUCAGACAAAAGUGCGGUCAGUCUGUCAGCCUUCAUGAAUGAGCAGCUGGACUUUAACGACGAAAGUGAUGUGAUCAGCGCACUGAACUACAUACUGCCUUAUUUCUCAGAGGGAAAUCUAGAAGAUGUUGAGUCAACAUUAUUGCCCUUCAUUCAACUUCUUUUUACAAAUGAAAACAGCCUAGCUGAGAUUGAGAGCCCAGGGCAAAGGCUGCUCAGAGCGAACAGGGUCCUCAAGCGCCCGAGGGGCCUACGGAAAAGGCACUUCAAAGAUGCGGGAGAUGAGAGCAGCGAGAAGAAACAGAAUGCCCAGCCAACUGUGGAGAACACUGCCAAAGAAAGAAGGCUCAGGAGGCCAUCCCCAAGGGAGCUGGACAAGCUGGCCAUGGUGCAGAGGCCCAGGAAGUUAGUGGGGAACUCCUUCAACACGGAGCCUGCGUUCAUAAACGAACGCAAGGCAGCAGUCUCUUCUUUCCUGAAGCAGUACUCUCGGGGCAGGCCUUCCGACCCCCUCCCUCCAAAACCCCAACCUGAGGUUCAAAACAAAUCCAAAGACUUAUCCUACACCAUUUUCAUUUUAGAAGAUGCCGAUGCUAGAGUGAGAAACAUGAAGUCUUCCAAACCAGUCUCGCAUUCCAGAAAAAAAUACCUCUUCCAUAAAACUCGCUCUCGGGUGGCCCACAAAACACCAAAGGCCAAAACUAGCCGAAAGCUGAGAAAGAAAGGUUCACUCAGUAGAAUGAUGCUGGCCAGAAGGCCUCUGUUCUCUGCAGUGAGGAGUCUCAUCAAUUCCCCUCCACGAGAGGCAUUUUCAUCUUCAGGAUUACUGGAUCCUCAGGAAAAUCGUUUUUCAGAAUUAUAUUCUCUUUCAGACCCUCCUAAAGAAAACUCUAGUUCAGUUAACAAUACUCCACAUGUUUCUGAAGCAGUUAUCUCUUCGGGAAACAAUACUCUGCCGAAAGAAACCAGACCUAGAAUCACUGCCCAUGGUAAUGUCUCCAGUGCACGUCCUACUGUUGCUGUGGACUUCAUGCCACCUGUUCAGCACACCAACGAAACACAAUGGGAGUACCACAACGUGGGCAUUGAGUUCGCCUCUAAGCCCCCCAGCAUCAGUUUCCCAGUGCUCUCCCCAGGCGAUCAGUUUGAAAGUCAGCUUAACCAGCAGCUACGGUCCCUCAUCCCCCACAACGAUGUGAGAAAACUCAUUGCUCACGUCAUCCGGACUUUGAAAAUGGACUGCUCUGAGACCCACGUGCAGCUGGCCUGCGCCAAACUCAUCUCCAGAACAGGCCUCUUGAUGAAGCUUCUCAGUGAGCAGCAAGAAAUAAAGGUGUCCAAGGCAGAAUGGGAUACGGACCAGUGGAAAACUGACAACUACAUCAAUGAGAGCACAGAAGCCCAGAGUGAACAGAAAGAGCAGGAGUCCAGUGAGCUCACAAAAGAAGUUCCAGGUUACGGCUAUAACAACAAACUCAUCUUGGCAAUAUCUGUGACUGUAGUAGUGAUGUUUUUGAUUAUAAUGUUCUGUCUCAUUGAGGAGGGCUUUUUCUGGAGGCGGCGGCCACUUUGGCUUCGGGACAUGUACAGGCCUCUCAACGCCACACGCAAGAAAAACAUGGCGCAGAAGCUGCACGACAAGGAGUCUUCAGAAGAGGAUGAGAUUUUCAAUAAGGAUGCAGGGGGGGCCCCUGCAGCACCGACAGAGGAGGCUCCUCCGGGUACAGACUCGGCUGCUGAAGAGCCAACGGGGGAGGAGAGCGAGGCAGCCGCCGACACCGCCACAGAGUGA
Molecule: messenger RNA, 5769 nt
Organism: Budorcas taxicolor (takin)
Lineage: Eukaryota; Metazoa; Chordata; Mammalia; Artiodactyla; Bovidae
Product: leucine-rich repeat-containing protein 37A2-like
Exons: 17
Coding region: 1-5769 (1922 amino acids)
Molecular function (GO): protein binding
Source: RefSeq, a predicted model, not a curated record